Molecule: messenger RNA, 2434 nt
Organism: Schistocerca nitens (vagrant locust)
Lineage: Eukaryota; Metazoa; Arthropoda; Insecta; Orthoptera; Acrididae
Product: glucose dehydrogenase [FAD, quinone]
Exons: 8
Coding region: 181-2130 (649 amino acids)
Molecular function (GO): oxidoreductase activity, acting on CH-OH group of donors; flavin adenine dinucleotide binding
Source: RefSeq, a predicted model, not a curated record
ACAGUGUGCGGCCCUCGUCUGCGCAGCGCGCCUCGCCAGGACUCGGCAGCACCACCGAGGAGCACGCGGGACAGCACCGGGCAGGACAGGACAAGGUGGCGGCCCGGACACCUGCAGCCCACCAACUCUCCCCUGACUACGGACGGACGCGGUGAGAACAUCUGGACUUCGUUCGCAGCGAUGCCGCAGCUGGCGAGGUUCCGAGCGCGACCGCUGCUGCUGGCGCUGGCGCUGGUGGUGUGGAGUGGCGGUCGGUCGGCUGCCGCGGCGGACAGGCCGUCCAUCCUGGAGUCGGCGUUUCACAUCCUGGGGGACCUGGUGCAGCAGGCGCAGACCGAGCCGCGGGACAUGGCGGACGCGGGCAUGCUGGCCGAGUACGACUUCGUGGUGGUGGGGGCGGGCACCGGCGGCUGCACGCUGGCCAGCCGCCUCAGCGAGGUGCCCGACUGGAACGUGCUGCUGCUGGAGGCCGGCCGCGAGGAGAACUUCGUCAUGGACGUCCCCAUCCUGGCCAGCUUCCUGCAGUUCACGGAAGCGAACUGGAAGUACAAGACGGAGCCGUCGGACCAGGCGUGCCUGGGGCUGCGCAACCGCCAGUGCAACUUCCCGCGCGGCAAGGUGAUGGGCGGCUCCAGCGUGCUCAACUACAUGAUCUACACGAGGGGCAACCGGCGAGACUACGACAACUGGGAGCGGCUCGGCAACACCGGCUGGGGCUGGGACGACGUCUUCAGGUACUUCCUGAAGUCGGAGGACAUGUCGAUCCCGGAGCUGGCGCGCGACACCAAGCACCACCGCACGGGCGGCCCGCUCACCGUCAGCUACGCGCCCUACCGCUCCCCGCUGGCGCAGGCCUUCGUCGAGGCGGCCCACGACAUGGGCAUGCCCAUCGUCGACUACAACGGCGCUACGCAGACUGGCUUCUCCUACCUGCAGAACACGCUGCGCAACGGCACGCGGUGGUCGGCGUCGCGCGCCUUCCUGCACCCGGCGCGGCAGCGGCGCAACCUGCACGUGCGCAAGCGCUCGCUGGUCACCAGGGUGGACGUCGACCCGCAGACGCUGCGCGCGCGCGGCGUCGAGUACGUGCGCGACGGCCGGCGGCACUACGCGCGCGCCACGCGCGAGGUGGUGCUGUCCGCCGGCGCCAUCAACAGCCCGCAGCUGCUGAUGCUGUCCGGCGUGGGGCCGCGCGACCACCUCCAGGAGAUGGGCAUCCCCGUGCUGCAGGACCUCAAGGUGGGCUACAACCUGAUGGACCACAUAGCGCUGGGCGGGCUGACGUUCGUGGUGAACGAGAGCGUCUCGCUGCGCACGGACACGAUCCUGGAGAACCGCGACUUCUACGUCGACUACCUGGCCUACCACCGGGGGCCGAUGGCCGUGCCCGGCGGCUGCGAGGCGCUCGCCUUCUACGACCUCGCCAACGAGAAGGACCCUGACGGCUACGCCGACAUGGAGCUGCUCUUCCAGGGCGGCUCGAUCGUGUCGGAGCCGACGCUGCGGCGCGGCUUCGGCGUGCAGGACGAGCUGUACGAGGCGGUGUACGGGCCCAUCGACCAGGCGCACACGUGGAUGGUGCUGCCGAUGCUGAUGCGUCCGCUGAGCCGGGGGCGCGUCAUGCUGCGCAGCAGGGACCCGCAGGCCAAGCCGCGCAUCUUCCACAACUACUUCGCGCAUCGCCAGGACGUCGACACCAUGGUGGCCGGCAUCCGCAAGGCCAUCGAGAUCGCCCAGACGCGGCCCAUGCAGCGCUUCGCCUCCAAGCUGCACGACAUCCCCAUACCCGCCUGCGCCUCUCUGGGAUUCAACACCGACAAGUACUGGGAGUGCGCGGCGCGGCACCUCACCUUCACCAUCUACCACCAGUCGGGCACCUGCAAGAUGGGGCCCAGCUCGGACCAGGACGCCGUCGUGGACCCGCGGCUGCGCGUGCGCGGCGUCGCGGCGCUGCGCGUCGUCGACGCCUCCGUCAUGCCGGUGAUCCCCGCCGCGCACACCAACGCGCCCACCUACAUGAUCGCCGAGAAGGCGGCCGACAUGAUCAAGGAGGACUGGGGCCGCCUCGACGCCGGCGACGACUCCGCCAACCAGGUGCGCCGGCGCAUGGCGGGGCGCCGCGGCCGGUGACGUCACCGCCGGCGCUCUGCCGCUCGACCCCGACCCCGACCCCGACCCCUGUAGUGCGUGGGCGGCGCGCGGGCAGCCUCGUCGGGACCUCGCGUGAGCUCACGGACUGCGUUCCUACCUCACAGGCGCUCCACGGCGAACGUAGCCAACCCAGUCCGUCUGUCCUGCAAUUUCCUGCUCUAUACACUACCACACAGUGGGACUAGAAGCUGUAUCUCGUCCCAGUUCCAGAACGUAUGUAAGACAGUGUCAUUAGUAGAUAAUGCAUCAAAGUCACAUACGAAUAGAGCUUCCGAUUCCUAAA